This is a messenger RNA of Dermacentor silvarum, 6769 nucleotides long. It is a transcript of the gene Pez, whose product is annotated as tyrosine-protein phosphatase non-receptor type 21-like. The transcript has a single exon. The record is from RefSeq and is a predicted model, not a curated record. Gene Ontology annotation, cellular component: cytoskeleton. Bases 528 to 3905 code for a protein of 1125 amino acids. NCBI's taxonomy places the organism in Eukaryota, Metazoa, Arthropoda, Arachnida, Ixodida, Ixodidae. Gene Ontology annotation, biological process: protein dephosphorylation. Gene Ontology annotation, molecular function: protein tyrosine phosphatase activity.
AUAAAGGUACACAUUUCCUGACGAAGCCUUCCGCCUUAGCGGAACAAACACACCCUGAAUUCUUGCCUCGCUGCCUCGGCGCAACGCCGAGGGCCGCUUUCCCACCCCUGCGCGCGCGCUGAAAGCGUUCGCGAGCGAGUGUGUGUCUACGAGAAAGUGCCAAACAAAGAACGAGUUAUACAGCGGGACCGCCGAUCACAAACAAGCGUCGUUGGUUCGCUAGUGGCGCGGCGCCCAUCCUCCUACGCCCCAUGACAGCGCUAGGCCUAUCGGCGCUGCUGCGUCGCUGCUUGGCAUUCCCGAGCGCUUCAGUAAUCGGAGGCGAGGCGUUGCCGCCGCAGCAGCAGCAGUAGUGAGUGUGUGACUCGUCAUCGGCGCGUUACGGCGGUGGAGGAGCCACUCCGCCAGGGCAUGCCGUGAGAGGGCGGCGAAAAAAAGAUGCGCGUCGCGACGGCCUCCUCAGCAACGGGAGCGACGACAACGGUGACGAUACCUGCUACGGCAGUGAGAGGCCUGCGAACGCCAAUAUGCCGUUCCGACUCAAACUCAAGAAGAGCAAGCACUACAGCGUCGUCUCCAAGAGCCUGUGCGUCAUCGCCGUCAAGCUUCUCGAGAACGCGACGGUCGAAUGCAUCGUCUCCUCUCGGACAGUGGGUCGCGAGUGCCUGCAGAAUGUGUGCCAGCGACUGCAGAUCACGCAACCCGAGUACUUCGGCCUGCGAUACCAGACGCGAGACGGCCAGCAGCGAUGGGUGGACCUGGAGCGGCCGCUCAAGAAGCAGCUCGACAAGCACGGCGCAGCGUCGUCGCGCGAAAGCGGCGGCGGCUGCUGCAGCCUACAGCUGGGCGUCAUGUUCUACGUUCCGGACGCCGCGCAGGCUCGCCGCCUUCUGCAGAGUGACGUGACGCGCUACUAUUACUUCUCGCAGCUCAAGAGCGACGUCAUCGAGGGCAAGCUGCCGUGCGACCGGCGUGAGGCGAUCCGGCUGGCUAGCUACAGCCUGCAGGCCGAGUUCGGCGACCAUCGGCCCGAACACCACACCGCCGAGUACCUGCGCAACUUCGCCCUCUUUCCGAAGUCGGUGCUGCUCGCGUGCGCCAAUGAAGAGGAGGAGGCGGCGCUGCUCGACGAGAUAGUGAACGCCCACAGAAGUCUGCAGGGUUUGGAUCACGCGACCGCGGAGCUCUACUACAUACAGGCCGUGCAGAGGCUUGAAGGGUACGGCGAAGAGCGCUUCGAAGUCCGCGACGCCUCUGGCGUCGACAUGGUUCUCGGCGUGUCGGUGCAGGGAGUGACCGCGCGACAUGUGCGCCGGAGCUUCGAGCAGGAUAACUCGCAGGCUGCAGCGCACACUUCCACCCAAGAGCAGCAGCUCCCACAUGUAGUGUACCAUUGGAGUGAAAUCGUGGACCUCAUCCACCACAAACGUUGUUUCAAGAUUGUUGGUCGCGACGCCGCGCACUCCGGCCAGUUCCACCUUGACGACGUCAGCACGGCAAAGUACAUAUGGAAGAUGUGUGUGCAGCAACACGGGUUCUUUAUGGGCAUGCAGGAGACUGCGUCAUCGCCGGGAGGCAUGAUGGGAGAGACGUACACGCGGGCGACAAGUGGUAGCGUUGGUGCUGGCGACAGCUUUCGUUGGGCAUCUGUGCCAGAUGUGGAAAACGCUAGUGGGGAACGAGGGACAGAUGUUGGAGAGAGCCGUGAGUCACUUGACGAGCUGGGGGUUUACCACACUGAAACGCGAAACAGCGAGAAUUACACAUUUCCUGGUAGCACCAGUGAACUGGUCAACCCAAACCAGAACGGCUAUGACCAUCAUCCAACCAACCCUCUGCCUGUCAGAGAGAAUGCUGUUGCUUCCACGGAGCACAUUCCUAGAAUGGUGUCUAAUGAAAUCGGUCAGCAAGUCAACAGUAUGCACCACUCGUAUGUGAGCCUCCCACGUAGCUCUGAAAGUGCAACUGAUCUGCGGCGAGCACUUCUGCCAUCGUACCGACAGGCACCCGACUACGAAACUGCAGUGCUCACCAAAUACGGAGUCACCAGCUGUAGCCUCAACGACCUUCCUCUCGAAACUCAACAGAAUAGUCAAGUGUAUCACCAGCAGCAUCCUGCACUGACGACGUCGGCAGCGACAAAUGAACUGGACUUGAGUUUGUCACGCUCUUGCAACCCUCUACUUCCACCGCUGUCUUACAUGCAUUAUGGCAACUUUGCUGAUUUGACUGAGCUUGGCGACUCCAUGUCCUUUGGUGAUCUUGCGAACAACAACAACCGCAUUGAUGGUGUUGCACAUGGCAGAGCACCACCGCUCCUCGCUCCACCGUUGCACACAUACAGCACUCCGGAGUUGACAUCUCAGGGACUGUCGUACGAGGUCAAUCCUGCACAGCUGUUUGCCAACAUGCACCUGAACUAUCAGUACAAGCCACCACCUCCAUAUCCGUAUGGCCAACGUCCGAGUGCGAGCACACCAGAUUUGACGCGCAACCAUCACCAGCUUCGAGCAAGUGCAAGCCCAGAUCUGGUGUCCCGUCGUCACCUCAGCCAGAGCACUAUUCAGGGGUCGGAGCCAAAUUUGCCACAUUACCAGGCAGCCGUCAAUGGUAACAUGAUGUCCGAGUCUCUGAGAUCGAUUGUGGAGCCUCCAAGGCCUGUGCUCCCAACCUAUGUUCCAGUCGGAGAAUCAUGGAAUGCGCAAGUAUCUGGAGUUGCUCAGCCCCAGAGGAUUCAGGUGUGUGUCAGCUCUCCGACGACGCGGGAACAAGUGGCAGCAGCAGCGACCAAGCCAGUAGAUGCCACCCCUGUGCCGCCCCCGAGGAAGCAGGUGACUGAGGAAAAACGAGAGCCUCCAAGUCAAGAGGCAUCGCCAGCACAUCCACUGGGUCCCAUGAUGGUGGCAGCCAUGAAUGGUCUAACUCUGACAGUAGCCCAGCCAGACCAGCUGCUUACCGGUGACCAGAGCAGUGGGGAUCAGGAGUCGCCAUCAACCACCACGUCCAAAGAGUUACGGCCUGAGCAAAUCCUUGAGAGCCGACUGGAGGAUGGCCAGGUCUUCCUCGAGUUUGAACGCAUUGCCAAGCGUAAGCCCAAUGCUGACUUCACAACGGCACUGCUCUCGGAGAACACCUCUCGCAAUCGCUUCAGCGAUGUCCUUCCAUACGAAGAGAACCGUGUACGACUGACUCCAACAGCUGACAACCGAACAGGCUAUAUUAAUGCCUCCCAUGUUUCCGCGAGCGUGGGGGAUAGCCAGCGCUUCUACAUAGCGGCGCAGGGACCCACGAGGGAGACUGCCAAAAGCUUCUGGCAGAUGGUCUGGGAAAACCAUGUGGGUGUGGUUGUAAUGCUGACAGAAACUGAAGAUGAACAUGGCCGUGAGAAGUGCUUUCAGUACUGGCCUACAGCUGAUGGUGAUGACGCAGCACUGUCAUUUGGCGAAUACCGAGUCACUAGGAAGGGUGUCGUGUCUUCUGCAGUGGCUGUGACGACCUCACUGACUGUGAGCAGAUCCCAAGGUGUCGCUUGCAGUCACCGAAACGUCUGGCAUCUUCGGUAUACAGACUGGCCUGACCAUGGCACGCCAGGGGACAUUCAGGGUUUCCUUGGUUUCAUGGAGGAAGUGGACUCUGUGCGCAGGCUGGCCUCGGGUGACCAGCGUCUGCUGCGAGCACGCAACACACCCAUGGUGGUCCAUUGCACUGCAGGUGUGGGCAGGUCGGGUGUGGUGAUUCUGUGCGACAUCUUGCUCUUCUGUCUGGAUCACAAUGUUCCAGUGGACGUGCCGAGAGUGCUGAGCUCUGUUCGAAUGCAGCGCAUGCUCAGUGUACAGACUCUGGCACAGUACAAGUUUGUGUACCACGUGUUGAUACGGUACCUACGGAAUUCACGCCUCAUAUAAGCCCUUGCGCGGCGAUUCUCGGGUAUAAUCAUCGAAUGCUGAAGAGACGAGCUGAUGCUUUGGCAUUACCAGCAAAACUGCUAGCGACUUUAGGCAGCUUGGUAGUCAUCGAACGCAUGAUGCCUGUCCUCUACACCACCUGUGUUGUGUGAUUCCUUGUCUGUGCCAGCGCCUGUCUAAAAACCCACACCAAGUGAUGUCUGGCAACCACUGUAACUUUCAAGCAGUAGUGCGCUACCUACACACUGGCAUCUUACGCAGAUGAAAUCGGGAACAAGCAUGCUCUAAACGCAUCAAAAGCCAGUGCUACAUCUCCCUCUUUACGCAGCUGGAGUCUGCUCCAAGCGAUAAAGUACUGUCAAGUCUUUCAAAUGCACUUUGCAAAAAGAAAUCAAAGGUUGUUGCCCAGAUGCUGAAAUCUACCACUGUUCACCACUGCAGUUGAAUGUCGGUGUUCUACUUAGCUCCUACAAGACACGACUCUCUCUGCUUGUGUCAGUGAACUGUGCCAUUGUUUUAUGGAUGGAAGGAAAGGUCUUCACUGUUUAUACUUGUAUGUAGAUACCAUCGUGGGGGGUUGUGAAGUGCCGACAUCAUGCACAUGCAGACUUUGGCAUUUCGCAACAGGAAAACCUCCAGUGCCUUUGAUCAACAAGUUCAAGGACACUCGCUGACAAAAUGUUUUCGGUUGACGAAGGCCUUUCAAUAAGUGACCCACCAGGGGUAUGACAGUUGCCGAGUGGUCGCAUGUUGCCUUGGGAACUUUCUCACCACAUGGGUCGAUGUGCGUUGUUCGAGGCUCGCUCUGCCAUGGUUUCUCGGAAUGCCUCUGCCUACUGUUCGGCAAAUCAUGAUGCACUCGGGUUUGGCAAGCAAGAUUACGAGUACAUUGACAAAGUUGCGGCGACGCACAGUGUUUGGUGGUCGAGCUAUUCAUGUGGGCCACAUUGUUUCACUCUGGCCAGUGAAUUACCCUGGGGGUCAGUUGAGGUUUGGUGCCUUGGCGUCGACAUUUUGUUAUCUGUUACAUAAAGCCGAAUAGCUGUAGUUGCACAAGUGGCCUUCCAGAGCUUUUCAGCGGAAGCAAAUUAUUCGAAAUCUCUGUCAGAUACGUUGUAGGCACAGGCUGCCUUUGCAAGGAAGCAUCAUCACGGGUCUCUUAGCAGCGCUAUACUGAACGUUAUGUGAAUGAUCGCGACAGGUAUAAAUGGCUGGUCAUGGUGCACUGCUGGCUCAUCCAUGCUUCAAUUUCAUGCAGAGGUAGCCUUAGAAGUGCAAGAUUUAUAAUACCAUGUUCGAGGGUAAUGCUUGCCUCUAUUGUCCAGGGUAAAUCACAGCUACACAUCAUUUGGUACCGUAAACGUCUGCAUAUUUGUGAAUGAAACAGUGGCACUGUCUGUCAUUGUUAUGGACAUGUUUUGUCCAAUAUCAUUGCAAAUGACGCCUACUUCUGAUUUAUUCUGAAUGAAAUGGGCAAUCGCUGCAUUCGAACAUUGCAUUAAACAAAACACACUGCAAAAUGCUACCUGCAUGUGAAAUUUGAGCUUGGACAAUCUACCAGAUUAGCUGAAAGAGUCCUUUAUGACCAUCUACUUUAUUUAUUUAUGCUCUGUAGAUGCUGUGCAAGCAUUGAUUACUUUUUGUGGAGCCUAGUACUCAAGUCUUCAUCAUUGAGAGUGCUAACUUAGUACUAGCUGCCUGCAGGUUUCUUGAAGCAGGAAAAUGUAUAAAAAGGAAAUCGUUGCAGUCAAAACAGCGGAUCUUGUUUAAUUUGACUGAACGUGUAAAUCUGCAUGCCAUUCGCUGGGCCUUUGUGGACCUGUUGGUAAUGUUUGAAAAUGCGUGCUUGCUUUUUUGCACUUUUUUACAUUGUUGGUUUCAGGCAGCAGAACUGGAAAUGUGACGUAAUUUGGUAAGUUGGUAACAUGAUAGCGAAAGAGUUAAAGAGCAAAAUUGUGAACGUCGACCAGGUGACCUGGUUUUCAACUAGAUAAGAGAGUACUGGUUUGUCCAAUGCCAUUGUGCUUUAUAGAUUGAGGCCAGAAGUAUUCAAAAUCGUGUUGAAGCAUUCACUUCACUAGUAAUGAAGUUAAGGGUAGUUGUGGACAUAUAACUGAUAUGAAUUAUGGCAGCUGAUGCGCUGAAUAUAUCUUGACCUUUUUUGUUAUAUCUACAGUUGGUCAUUUUACUGUUUGUGUUGCUGAUUAUAGGCAAGUUGUUGGAAGCAUUUUUGAAGCGUUUUGGUUGUGAAAAAGUUAAAAACGAAUGUGGGCAUAGGCUGAAUAACUGAUGUUUAUUUAGGCAGCUGAUUUUCGUUUAUGCCUGUACAUUUUUUUUAAACAGUUUUCUUUGUUGAAAUGUGUAUUAGAAGGCAUCGAAAGCCGUGUUGUGUGGGCGGUGCACAAACGCUUAUGUUAUUGUUUUCUCUUUCUGUACUGAGCACACUGACACACCGUGCAAUUUGUAGAUGCAAAUCUUCACUGCACAAUCACAUGCAAAUAACCAUUGUUAGCGCCCUCUUUCACCGGAGAGCUCACACGUCAUGUGCCCGUCACUGUGUAUGUCACUACCUUUUAACGUGAGCAAUUGUGUGCACUUAACUUAUUGUUAACAUAACAGCGAGGAACGCCGAUGACGAUAUUGACUGGUAGAGAGUCAUGCCGAGCUUGCUGUUCUAUUUCUUUUUUUUUUCGUAGCAUCCGUCCACGGUGAGACUUGUUUGUUGACAACUGUUUACAACAUGAACUGCUGAAGAUGUAGAGGAAUGUAGAACUAUUUUUGGAACCUUUUUUGUGUUGCCUACCUUAAGGUGAAUGCCUUGUUGCCACCGAUAAUAAAAGACAGCCGGUAACUAUUCAAGAAAA